This is a messenger RNA of Styela clava, 2713 nucleotides long. RefSeq lists its product as uncharacterized. Lineage: Eukaryota; Metazoa; Chordata; Ascidiacea; Stolidobranchia; Styelidae. The record is from RefSeq and is a predicted model, not a curated record.
ACUCGCUAAAACUCCCUCUCAGUUGUUGUAUGCGCUGCGAUUUACUAACUUCAUCGUAAAAUUGGAGAUGGUUUUAAACAAUAUUUUUGGGGAAAUUCAUGAAAGAAUCUGCACAUUUGUGAUAGAUACGUCAUGGAGUAUGCAGGAUAUGAUACCGAUCAUCAAACGUCACCUGCAAGAGUGUUUAUCUGAAAAUGCAUCAUGCAGACCAGACUUCAAGUUUAAUAUUGUGGCAAGCAACUCGAAGUUGAUUUCAAAAUGGUCAGAUAAGCCAGUGGAAUGCACACCGCAUUCUGUGAAUUCUGCUAUAAGAUGGCUGAGUGAUGUGAAAUGUCAGAAAAAUAAAACUCUCCUGAAAGCAGUGAAAAUUGCAGGAAGGGAAAUGGAACAUGGCGGAAUUUAUUUGGUUUUGAAUGGUGUUGGAGAUGAAGAUCUGAGAGAACAUUGCUUGGUACACCCAGUACACUGUAUCUUGCUCACUUGUGACAAGGAAAGGUAUCCCAGUACAGAAGAUGUAUUUUGUGAAGAUCUGGCAACGUUAUCAAGAGGAAGUUUCCACAUUGUCUUUUUAACUAAUGGUGGAAACGUAGAUAGGGUAAUUGAAGCUUAUAAUUCCCAAAAAUGUGGUCCGGAUGUUCGAACAUGCAGUAUAAAGACAUCUUUGAAUGACACACCUGUGAUAGAUAUUCGACCGGUAUCUGCUCCUCCUCCUGUUGUCACAGUUCCAGCAUAUUAUCCAUAUCCAUAUUACAGACCAUAUCCAGUGGUUGAUCUUGUUGCAAUGCGUGAAGAGUUCCAUAAGACACCGAUAGCAAGUGUUGUUGCAAGAGGAACAAGGGUUCUUGCAAGAAGACAGGAUGGAUAUUAUUACAGAGGAAACAUCGCUCAAGAAGUCGAGAAAAGUCAAUCAGCUUUCAUGGUUGAAUUUGAUAAAACAAAGCGUGGUCCUGAAAUGAGAAUGGAAGAGAUACCUCUGCAUGAUAUUAUUGCAUUGCAUGAUGCUGAAAGACAUUCUAUUGUUCCUGGGGACAAGGUACUGGCUCAAUGGAGUAAUGCUAGAUCAAGGUUUGGUGCAGGAGAUGUUUUAUCAGGAGUUGAAAAUAGAAAAGUUAUCGGAGAUAGGCAUGACAAUGACUUAGUUGUUUCAUUCUGGAAUGGAAAAACUGAGAAAGUAAACAAAGGAGAAGCAAUAUGGAUUCCUGGUCCACUAUAUGACAGGAUUGUGACUGAGCUACAAAUGCCGCUAUCAGCUCGUAAAACAUUCACAGAUCUGGAAAAAUCAACCAAAUUAACACAGCCAGUACUUCAUGAUGACAUACUCGAUGUUCCGUUUAUCGAUCCAUUGUAUCGAGGUCUGUACUACACUUGGUGGAAUCGUGGAUAUUACUAUCUUCCAACAUACCCACUGCUGACAAGUGUACCAACAUAUCUGAGAUCUUGGCCACAUUUUUUAUACCAUCAACCGCAUGUACUUUAUGAAAAAUAUCCAUGGCAGUAUUGCUAUCCUGAAAAUGUUACUUCAUACAAGCGGUAUCCGUUAGAUCAACCAAAAUUUGCUGAUGAUUAUGAUGAUGACAAAAGGCAUAGCAGUGAUGUCGACCUUGAAUUGGAUAAAUUGAAAGUUAAAAGGCAUUCUUCAAGCAGCAGCAGCAGCAGUAGUAGUAGCAGUUCAAGUUCAUCAAGUUCUGAUGAUGAUAAGAAAUACAAAGACUUAUUGACUGAACCUACAUACUUGCGAGACCAAGGAACGAAUACUGAUUAUACUCUCAGAAGUUCAAAGCGAAGUUCAUUUAUUCGUCAUGAACCAGAACCGAGACCAGAGUGGAAAAAAUAUUGGCCGCAAACACCUCAACCCAGGUUUCAUCAUAUUCAUCCAAGCAGACGAACCUGGGCAACUGAGUAUGAUUCUGAAUAUCAACCAGCACAUGUUAGAGGUAUAGAACGAGAUUAUGCAAGAUCAAUGGACAUUGCUGACUGUAAAAGAUUGAAAACUCUAAUGAGAAUUCGAUCAGAUCUUGACAAACAAAGGAAAUACGAAGAACAAAUUCAAAGAACUAUCGAUGCUAAAUCUAAAAUAAGUCAGGCAUUCCGUGGUAAAUUUUAUGAGAAAGAAAUGGAUCACUUGAACAGAAGAAAUCUUCAUCAACAGUGGCUGCAACAAAGAAGAAAUCAAUAUGAAUCAGCUCAUGCAGUAUUAAACAGAGCAGAAGAAAAUCAAGAAAAACUGAGACAACUUGAUCGUCAGGUACGUCAAAUGGCACAUUACCAUGACACUGCAAGAAAUGCAAACUAUGAAGCAGCAGUUGGUGCUAAGAAAAAAACAGCAAUGGCAAAUAGAAGAGCAAGAUUGUUGGAUAUUGAAUCACGCCGUUAUUAAUAAUUUCAAAUGCGAAGUUUUGUAAUUUUAAUCGUCAAGCAAUGAGAAUACUGCCGCGUGAAUUUGCCACUGCACAGUUCACUGAUGAGCAUUACAGUUUAUAUUUCCAAAAUUGAGAAAUUAAGGUCAUGUAUCACUCAUAGAUUAAUCCUGCAUUGAAAUGCAUACAUGAACUCAUAUGCACUUAAAUAAAAUUCAUGGUGCUGCCAACAGGACCUGUUAGAUAAUAUUAUGUUUCUGCCUGAAAAUAUUUUUCAAGUUUAAUAUGGAUACCAUUAUAAUCUUUUAGUUUUAGAAUCAAAUUUCAUAUUUAACAUUGGGUGAUCAAUAAUAAUG